CCGUGAGUGUCCGCGUAUCCUGGUGGGUUUGAAUGCGCAGCCGCCAGGUUGGAGUAUCGCGAGUUGAGUCCGCUGUCGGAGGCUCUUCCCAGUGCGGCGUGUGAUAGUGUAAUGUGUGGUUGGCCACGGUGAAGUCUUAUUAGCAACACAACUUGCAUUUUCUUCAAGCGUGAAAUUGUGCAGUGCCGUCCUAGAAUCACACAUUCCUUGUGUUGACCGCCGGUCACAGUUGUAGUUCUUGUGAGCAUGGGCACAGAAUUCAAGGAUGUUGAUGUGAACAUGGAAGACUCCGGCAAUAGCUGCGGAAGCAGCGUCGUCUCCGACUACAGCGGCCCUUCGGACCACACCGACUUCGACGGCGAUGGCGUCCAAGUUUCCGACCUCGAGGGAGACAGCGACGAGCUGCGACUCCCACAGUGCAGCACACCAGACGAGUACGGUGACUGCAUAGCAGACGUGAACUACUUCCUUGAGAUGGAAGAGAGAAUGAAGAGUAAUAACAGUAGCGUUGGGGAUGUCAAGAAUAUCGAAUCUCAACAACGACUAGCAGUGCUCAGUUUCGAGCAGGUCUGCCGGUUGAAUGAUGUGAUGGAUGAGGUAGUGAGCAUCCACGGACGUGGCAAUUUUCCGACUUUGGAAGUCCGUCUGAGGGACCUGGUAAACGUCGUGAGAAAGAAGUUGGAGACUGAUACGGCUUCUGGCGGCGCGGGCAUGCGUGUCCGCGAUAUACGUCUGAACGGUGGUGCAGCAUCGCAUGUUUUGGCCACCGAGUCUCAGCCAUAUAACGAUUUGGAUCUCAUCUUCGGAGUCGAUUUGUCUAACGUGCGGAAUUUUGACCGCGUCAAGUCCGCCGUUUUAAGUUCUCUCUAUGAAAUGUUACCUGAUGGCGUCAGCCGCAAACGCAUGUCCACAUGCAGUCUCAAGGAAGCUUACGUAAGCAAAAUGGUGAAAGUGAAUAGUAGUAAUAAUGAUGGUGAUCGCUGGUCCCUCAUCUCUCUCGGUAAUUCCCGUGGUCGCGGCGUCGAAUUGAAAUUCGUCGAUAGCAUGCGACGACAAUUUGAGUUCUCGGUGGACUCAUUUCAAAUAAUCUUGGACUCUCUUUUGCUCUUCUACGAAUGCAGCGAGCUUCCUAUCAGCGAGAAUUUCUACCCGACGGUCGUCGGUGAAUCCUUCUUCGGCGACUUCCAGGAAGCUCUAUACCACUUACACAAGAAGCUGAUCUCAACGAGACACCCCGAGGAAAUCCGCGGAGGCGGUCUGCUCAAGUAUUGCAAUUUGCUAGUCAAGAACUACAAACCGGCGAGUCCUGAUUACAUCAAGAGUCUCCAAAAGUACAUGUGCUCGCGGUUUUUCAUCGAUUUCCCUGACAUUAAUCAACAAAGGGGGAAAUUGGAGAACUAUCUUUGGAAUCACUUCGUCGAGCCGGAGGAAGAGGCUCUCAAACACCAGUACCUGAUGCUAUUGCACGACGUGGUGGAGGAGUCCACCGUUUGUUUAAUGGGACACGAGCGGCGACAGACCCUCCAGUUGAUAAAGAGCCUGGCUUGGCAAGUCCUAUACCAAGACCAACAACGCAUAAUGACUCAACAGCCGCCGCCCCUGAUGUACGCCAAUGGCAUCGUCUACGCUCCCAUUAUCCAGACGAGCUGCUACUGUACGUGCAACACAUGGAUGUCGUGCUGUUCGUCGUGAUGUGUAUAAGUCUGUGCGAGUCGUCCAAAGCGGAACCACAGCAUCUUAUCUAUCCGUCUAGAUUCGGUAGCUGUUGUGCGCCGCGUGUCAAAGACUCAUUAGACUUUAGUCAUUUUGUUUACACCUCGUACAGACAAAUUAUUACUGACUGAGGUUUCCAUUUUUGGAGCCCGUAUGAACUCUCUGAACGCAGGCUUAACGUGUCGUCUCUUUGACUACGAAACCAUUCCGAAAUUUUACACAGAAGGCUAUUUCUUGAUUUCGUUUGCAACAUGAGGCUGAAAGUUCUUAACAAAACAUGUUGACGCAUCAUUGGUGUGUGGCUGUGAGAAACACAUUUAUAAUUGGGUUGUGUACAUGGAGAUUUAGCGAUUGGAGCGUAUUUCUCGAGAGAUGCAGCCUGAAGCGUCCGAUACGUCGCUCAAUUUUACUCAAUAUUGUAGGUCACAAGGACCCUCUCGGGCGCUCCGCCGCCACUCCUAGACCUCUUCUCCUACUCUGGAACUUUGCCGUAAUGCAUUUUAUACGCAUAUUAUAUACGUACAUAAGAAUUAUAGCAACACAUUUGUACCACUUUAUUCACCGACAUAUUUUUUCUUCCUUUGUAUUUUAUAUUUGAUGCUUUAAAAAACCGUUUAUUUAGGUUUUAUAAAAGUAAUGUUAUAUCACGUUACUUAUUCCUUUACAUUAUUGUGUACUUUAAAUACUUAUUAUCUUUAAUAGUGUAUUGAUGUUUAAGUAUUGCAUCGACAUUGGGCCUUUUAUUAUUGUAUUUUUUUAGUGUUUGCUGCUUACCAGGGACCUUCAGGCUGCAUACAUACAUGUUAUAUUUUAAGAAAUUCUGCAAUCAGUGCAAAACGUCGCCCGAUCGCAAUAAGUAUUAAACAUUGUACAUAAUGUAAAAUACAAGUCAUAAUUCAUAUUAAGUGAAUAUUUUCAGAAAUAUGUAUGUAGUUUGUCACAAGUAAAAUUAGCAAGUGUAUGAUAGAUAAAAUCGGAUUUUUAUUUUUAGAUACUUUAGAAAAAAAUACUUAAAAAAAUGUUCAAAACUGAGUCUUAACAAAAAAAAAACGAAUUUGUGAAUUGGCCUAAUUAAUAUUGUUGUAUGCUCAGUCUGACUAGUAGUUAUUAUCAUAGACUGCUCGGUGACCUCUUUAACAUGCCUACAAGUACUUAUGUCGCGAGGGUGACUGACUGAAAAAUUACAUACAUAAUAUUACUGGAUCUUUAGGAUUCGCUCUAAGCUAUUAUCUAUCAUAAGAAACAAAAAUUUAAAAAAAUACAAAAUGUCUAUUUUGAUUGAAAUGUAUGUAUGUUAUAAUGGGCUUAAUCUGUAUAUUUUUAUUGUUCCAUAGGCCCAAUAAGAAUAAACUAAGAAAAAUGUAAAAACCCAAUAAAAAUGAAUAAAAUGUGUAAACAUUUCUGAGAUGAUUA
Molecule: messenger RNA, 3126 nt
Organism: Tribolium madens (black flour beetle)
Lineage: Eukaryota; Metazoa; Arthropoda; Insecta; Coleoptera; Tenebrionidae
Product: terminal nucleotidyltransferase 5C
Exons: 2
Coding region: 247-1692 (481 amino acids)
Biological process (GO): mRNA stabilization
Molecular function (GO): poly(A) RNA polymerase activity; RNA binding
Source: RefSeq, a predicted model, not a curated record